Molecule: messenger RNA, 2184 nt
Organism: Gasterosteus aculeatus aculeatus (three-spined stickleback)
Lineage: Eukaryota; Metazoa; Chordata; Actinopteri; Perciformes; Gasterosteidae
Gene: grem2a
Product: gremlin 2, DAN family BMP antagonist a
Biological process (GO): animal organ morphogenesis
Molecular function (GO): receptor ligand activity; BMP binding
Source: RefSeq, a predicted model, not a curated record
UGUCAUUUUGUCCUAAAAAAAUGUAACUCUAUAAAUCAAACACAGCGGAAUGAGUAAAUACAACUUACAAUGGGGAAAGAAAACAAGACAAUGAAAAAGCUUUCAUUGUAAAAGUUUCAUAUAUCACUGAUGGAUGGAUUACAGAAAAAAUCUCAAAGACAAAAAUCACUAGGCAGACAGAGAGAGACAGACGCAAGGAAGCUUUAAAUGAAAGAAAGCUCAGUCUGAUUCCCACAAUGACCAAUAGGAUAAACCCUCCCAGUUUUCAGGGAAGGGGGUGGUGGGGAUUCAAACCAAGGCAGGUUUUACAGUGAGUCAAACACUUUCAGAGACAGACUACAGACAGUCUCUGCAGCACUAAGAUAUGGGCUUUCUGUGGAGGAGAUCCGGACAUUCUUUCUAAAGAAUACAGUUAAAAAGCCUAGAAAGAGACAGUUAGACCGAGAAGGUUAGAAAGAGAGACAAUUUGUCCAGGAAGAUGGAGAACUGAUCGAGUCCACAAUUAAAAAAAACAACAACUUUAUUUGGCAGAGGAAGAAAGGAGCCAGGACAAGCCUCGGGAUACCACAGAUUAUGUUGCCAUGGAAACCUGGAAGCGGACGCAAGGACCACUGAAGGUGGACAUCUUCCCUUGACUUGUAUCCUCGACAAGUUACUGUAGCGACCGUGUGGUGAGAGAAUGCUGUGGAGAAUAACCAUCCCAGUCAUACUGGCCGGGGUGCUCUGCAUCACCGCAGAGAACAAAAAGCACCGGCUCCAGGGAUCCAUCCCGUCCCCGCACAAGACCAAAGGGAACCUGUCCUCAGUGCGUCACCACCGGCUACUGCAGCAGAAACCAGCGGUGCUGUCUUCCAGCCGGGAGGCCUUGGUGGUGACGGAGCGGCGCUACCUUCGCAGGGACUGGUGCAAGACCCAACCCCUGCGUCAGACAAUCAGCGAGGAGGGCUGCCGCAGUCGCACCGUGGUCAACCGUUUUUGCUACGGCCAGUGCAACUCCUUCUAUAUUCCCCGGCACAUGGGCCCCAACUCGGGUGAGGGCCAGAACCGAGGUCAAGCCGUGGGCUCCGGAAGGAAGAGCCACAACAAGGCGCAGGAGCCGUUCCAGUCCUGCUCCUUCUGCAGGCCGCACCGCGUCACCCAGCUCACCGUGCAGCUGGACUGCCCGGACCUGCAGCCCCCUUUCAGGCACCGUAAGGUGCAGAGGGUCAAACAGUGCCGCUGCAUGUCUGUGGACGUGAGCGGCCAGGGGAAGCUGUGAGGGAGGACUAAGACGGCCCUUUUCAAAGUGAAAGGACGCACGAUCCGCCAAAGGCGGAAAUUCACAAAGUUCGCUAAUCAAGGAUUGGCUCUGCAGUUGACUUUUCUGCAUUGUGUUGAAACGAUGAAAUGAUAAGAAACACAGAACUGGUAUUACUAAACAAAGGCUCAACGAUGAUUUAAUCAGAGACUAUCAUGCUGCUGAAAGAGACUGAUUAAAGUGUCCUCACAAGAGACACGGGUGAGGAUGUUUUCCCUCCCUGUUAUUUGAAGAUCAUAUCUACAUGAUUUCUACAUUUGUCAUUUGAUUCCUUUGUGAUGAAGUGCCUCGGAGUUUUAAAACUACAAAACAAAGUGUACUGCUGAUAAUGCAGCCUUUUAAAGCAAUUUUCAAUUGUGUGACCCCUAUUAAUGUAACAUGACAUGCAGGUGGAUGUACAGUAUUUACCGCAAUAUUUUAACCUGCAGGACAUGUAGAUGGUGUUUUACAAGUGUUAUUGGUUUAAUUACCCUGCAUCUUCAUUUGUACUUCUAUAAUGUUCCAAAUGAUACACAAGCUGCGAAAAAAAAACGAUUUCGAGAAGCAUAAAGCAAGACAGCAAUGACCAGUGGCAUCCGCCUGCUUGGACACGAGCCUGUAUACUGUACGUUUGCCACAAAUAUAUUAGCCAGUAGGAAAAACAUACUGCAGCAUGUGUAAUGGAGGUAGAAUGCAAUUUAUACAGUAUUUAGUAAGUACCAGUCAAUAGUAUAGACACAUUUUCUUAUCCGAUUCAAUGAGAAAGUGUGUCCAAACUUUUGACUGGUUCAGUUAUACUGUGUAUAUAUAUAUAUAUAUAUAUAUAUGUACAUACAUAUAUAUUUUAUGUAUGUGUGCAUAUUUUAAGUAUAUAUGUGAAAAGUGUAUUAAAUCUAUUUCAUACAAAA